GAGGGGAGGGAGGGGUGAACCAGAGGACUCUCACCUGAGAGGGGACAAGAAGAAAGAGGUCAUAGACAUGUACAGCUUUCUACUUGCCUCACCCAAUGGAAGUCCAUCGAUUGGCCAGCUCGCCCCCGCUUGCUUGAAUCUGUGAAAUGAAAGGGGGUGGAGGGGAAGGUACAGGGGGAAACAUGGAAUAGAGAAAGGGAUGGAGAGGACUCAGAGGUUCAAACAGACCUUAAUCUGCUCCCACUGCAUAUGAAGUGCUGAUCACAAGUGAAUGGGGCUGGGGAGUGGCUGAACUAAUACACUCACACACUCCCUCUUUGCAGAACUAUUUUACAGCUUAUCACUGGGUGUCUGGACUCUGUUUAGUAUUUUGUAUUUAGGUGAAGGAUAUUUUGUUUUUGUUUGUUGUUUUUUGUUUUUAUUUAAAUUCUACCAUGGUGUUUACUGAGGGAAGUGUGUGAUUUUUGAUUGCUUGAUAUCUCCCCUAGUCUUACUUUCUCUGAGCUUUUUUGAGAAAUCUACCCUGCACAGAGAUACAGAACAUGACUCUCAAAUGUCCUUAAUAUUAACUCAGCCUGGAGGGGUCUUAUUCAAAGUUCAUCCAGAAAACGAAUUCCCUGUUGGAAUCUAAUACUACAAAAUUUACUGUCUUUUUUUUUCUUCUUCUGACAGUUGCCACAGGGUAAAGACUUCCCAAGGAGUGAUUUAUUUUUUAUUUUUUGUGAAUAAUCAGGAUUGUGCCUGGACAAGUAGGUUUGCCCUAGACCUGAUGAUUGUCAUUCCUUAGCCUCAGGUGGGUUCCUCCUUGCUCUGUGAUUGUAGAAGUUUAGCUGGGUUCUGGUCAAGUUGGAUGUAUCACCUGAGAAGGAGGACUGGAUUUGUUUUGGUAUUUGGAUCCCACAACUCCUUGCAAGGACUGAAAGAAGGAACAGACAUUAUGGAGACAAUGGGGAAGAGCAAGUCACUAUUUGGAGUUCUAUUAGUUUUGCCUUUGUUGGUUGAUCGCUAUCACUUUACAUCAGCAGAGGUCGCAGAACAAGCUUACGAUGUGUCUAAUUCAAUGAAUAAAAUGAUAUUGGGAAAACACGAGAAUGUUUUAUUGGACUUGAACACGUUUAGCCACCGAUGGAGAAGGAAUUCUGUGGAUACAAACAGGCCCAGCGUUGACCAUGAUUUCUUAGAAGCCGCAGGUCUCUCCGACAUGUUUCUUGAGGAAGGAAAUGACAAUGGCACAGAUGUUGAGGAGGAUACUGAUCAUAAGUAUUACGCUUCUAGAACAUUUGGUCCAUUGGAUUCUGCCAGCAGGGAUUUAUGGGUGGACAUCGAUCAAAUGGAAAAAGAAAAAGUAAAGAUUCACGGAAUUCUGUCAAAUACACAUCGGCAAGCAGCAAGAGUGAACCUAUCGUUUGAUUUUCCAUUCUACGGACAUUUUCUGCGUGAAAUUACGGUGGCAACUGGAGGUUUUAUUUAUACUGGAGAAGUUAUACAUCGGAUGCUGACUGCAACGCAAUAUAUAGCUCCCUUGAUGGCCAAUUUUGAUCCAAGUGUGUCGAGAAAUUCAACUGUCAGAUACUUUGAUAAUGGUACCGCACUUGUUGUUCAAUGGGAUCAUGUCCACUUACAAGAAAACUACAGCCUCGGGAGUUUUACUUUUCAAGCCACAUUAAUUAACGAUGGGCGUAUAGUGUUUGGAUAUAAGGAUAUUCCAGUUCCAGUAAUGCAGAUUAGUUCAACAAAUCACCCUGUGAAAGUAGGACUUUCAGAUGCAUUUGUGGUGGUUCACAAGAUUCAACAGAUACCUAAUGUCCGUAGAAGAACAAUUUUUGAAUACCACAGAGUGGAAUUGGAAAUGUCAAAGAUUACCAACUUCUCCGCUGUUGAGAUGCUACCACUGCCAACCUGUCUCCAGUUUAAUAGCUGCAGUACUUGUGUCACUUCCCAAAUUGGCUUUGACUGCAGCUGGUGUAGCAAUCUCCAAAGAUGUUCAUGUGGAUUUGAUCGCCACCGGCAAGACUGGGUGGAAAAUGGCUGCCCUGAAGAGGCCAAAGACAAAGUUUGCGAAGGUCUUCUACAGACAACUGAGGUCCCACGUCACACUACAACAAGAAUUCGAGUAGCAACUACACGAGAUUUUACUUCAACCAUGAGAAUGGCAACAUCAAAUCUACCAAGCAGCCUCCCUACUGAAGAUGACACAAAGAUAGCGCUUCACCUUAAGGAUAAUGGAGCUUCUACAGAUGACAGCGCAGCCGAGAAGAAAAACGCGACACUGCACACAGGAUUGAUAAUUGGAAUAUUGAUACUAGUUCUCCUGGUUAUUACAGCCAUUCUUAUAACAGUCUACAUGUAUCAUCACCCCACAUCAUCUGCAAGUCUCUUUUUUAUUGAACGUCGCCCAAGCAGGUGGCCAGCGAUGAAAUUCAGGAGAGGCUCUGGACAUCCUGCUUAUGCUGAAGUAGAGCCUGUUGGAGAAAAAGAAGGUUUCAUAGUGUCUGAGCAGUGCUAAAUGUCAAGGACGAAACACCAGUACUGGUUUCUGGUGGAAGACAUUUGAAUUUUUUUCCCAUAUAUUUUACAAAAAAAACCAUGAACCGCCAGUUCAGAAAUAGACUCUUGGCUACAGAAGGAAGACACUUUUUCUCCAAUAUCCUGAUGUUAUACAUAGUACUCUUCCAGUGUGGAAUAUUGUAGUACAUCCUGGCGGACUAUAGGUGGACAACAGUAGCAACUGGACUAGAUCUCUUCUACUGGCUUGAGGGGAGAGCCUCAUAUUUCAUUUGUACACCUCAAUUUUAUUCCUGUGUUAGGUUUGAGAACUUUAGGAAGCUGAAUAGUGCAGUUGAAGACUACAUGUGGACAAAUAGUGCAGGAUCACAAACUAAUAGUAAACUGUUCACUUGAGGAACAAAAAGGGAUCUCUACAUGUCUCGUAUGGAAUGAAUGAUGAUUAAAAAGCUUGAACAAAAAAAUUACCUUUAGACAUCAAUAAGGAGAACUUCUGGUCCUGCGCCAGACCUAUGUCAUUCUAAAUAUUGUGUUUUCUGUUAUUGACAAGAAAAUCUAGCCAAAAAGAAAUUCCAAAAUAAAAAUUGAUACAGUGCUUCUGUGUAACCUUAAAUUAUGUAUGUCCCAUUUAAAUCUGUAAUCAGUAGUUGCUGUGAAUGAAAGCAGUAAUCAGUAUCUUAGACACCUUAAAAAGAUUUGUGUGUAAAUGUGGAUCUGCAGACAAUGCUUUCUCAGGAACCUUUCUAGAAAUAUUAAGUCAUAGAUGUCAAAAUAUAUUAAUAAAAUAAAUAAUAAUAAUAAAAAA
Pelobates fuscus (common spadefoot toad) is the source of this 3310-nucleotide messenger RNA. It is a transcript of the gene PLXDC2, whose product is annotated as plexin domain containing 2. The coding region runs from base 851 to 2506 and encodes 551 amino acids. The record is from RefSeq and is a predicted model, not a curated record. The transcript is spliced from 14 exons. Lineage: Eukaryota; Metazoa; Chordata; Amphibia; Anura; Pelobatidae.